AUGGAGGAGCAAUUGGUCGGAGAUGAGGGACCCAAUUAUGAUUGCCUUAGAAAACGCUAUUUUGAUGGUAGUCAUAAAGGGCCAGGGCUAGGGUUAGGGUUUGACACUACUACUUGUGUUGCACCUGCAUGUCAUAAUAACCGCAGUAAUGGAGGACUUGAACAUCAGAGACCUAGGGGCGCAUAUGGAAAAGACGGUAGUAGGGUUGCUCAAUUCCAAUCUGAGGCAAAUCGUAAUUUGGGUUCUCACUACCCUCCUCAGCAAGCCUGCCCGAUUAUGCCUUUCCAGAUGCCCUUUGUGGUGACUCGUAUAUCAGUGCCGUCUUCUACUUCUAGUGUAGACUCUCAAUCUCUCAUGCCGGUGCCAUCUGUGGAUUCAAGGCCUCAUGUAAACAUGCAUAAUUCUAGCCCUCCUGCUCCCACUGUGCACUCAACGUUAUCUAUGCAGCAGAACCAGAGGAAUCAAGGCCCUUUUAUUGUAAAACAAGCCAUGCCACUUCUACCACCAGGUCCCCCUCCUUACCCACAAGACAUACUUCCGGUUCAGAACCCUUAUCCAGUUGCCUCUAGCAACCAGCCCGGCAUCAGUGCAUAUUCUGGUUUGAUUACUUCGCUCUUGGCCCAAGGUUUGAUCUCAGUGACAAAUCAAACCCCUCCCCAGGUUUCUUUAGGAGUUGAGUUUAAGGCCUACCCUCUCAAGGUGCGGCAUGAAUCUGUAAUAACUGCUCUAUACGGUGAUCUUCCAGGACAAUGCACAACCUGUGGCCGUAGGUUCAAGUGCCAAGAAGAGCAUAGUAAGCAUAUGGAUUGGCAUGUAACCAAGAACUGUAUGUCUAAAAGCCGUAAGCUGAAGCCCUCUCGUAAAUGGUUUGUGAAUAUGAGCUUGUGGUUUAUUGCUGCAGAGGCAUUGUGUACUAAUGCAGCUCCUAAAUUUAUGUCUGCUGAGACCACUGUGGAAAAGAAGAAUAGUGAUGAAGAAGUGGCUAUUCCUGCUGAAGAAGAUCAGACUUCGUGCGUGUUAUGUAGAGAGUGCUUUGAUGAUUUUUAUAGUCAUGAGAGAGAGGAGUGGAUGUAUAAAGAUGCUGUGUACUUGAAUGCGCCUGAGGGAUCAACAGAAGGCAUGGAUAGGUCAAAGUUGGGUCCUAUAGUGCAUGCUAAAUGCAGGCAAGAGGGUAGUCAAAGAAAACGGUUGCGGAGGAGUUAG
Malus domestica (apple) is the source of this 1203-nucleotide messenger RNA. Its product is annotated as polyadenylation and cleavage factor homolog 4-like. Gene Ontology annotation, biological process: termination of RNA polymerase II transcription. Lineage: Eukaryota; Viridiplantae; Streptophyta; Magnoliopsida; Rosales; Rosaceae. Gene Ontology annotation, cellular component: cytoplasm; mRNA cleavage factor complex. Gene Ontology annotation, molecular function: mRNA binding; RNA polymerase II complex binding. The record is from RefSeq and is a predicted model, not a curated record.